Messenger RNA from Erinaceus europaeus (western European hedgehog), 865 nucleotides. RefSeq names its product transmembrane protein 249 (gene CATSPERQ). The record is from RefSeq and is a predicted model, not a curated record. The coding region runs from base 1 to 747 and encodes 248 amino acids. The transcript has 6 exons. Lineage: Eukaryota; Metazoa; Chordata; Mammalia; Eulipotyphla; Erinaceidae.
AUGGAGGUUUUCUUACGGGCUGACCUCCUGUGCCUGACCCAGACUCCCAAGAGCCCACUCGUCUGUUCGGCCCCGUUGACCCAUGGCAAGCGCUUCCAGCUCUGGUCACUGGGAUUCCAUCAACCUGAGCGCCACCUGGCCAAGCGCCUCAAGCACAACAGUUUCUACCCAUUCACUGAGCAACAGCCCAACGUUUUCGUGCUCGAGUACUACCUGGACACGCUGUGGAAGGGGACACUGCUUUUCGUCGCCUGUCUCGUUGUGGUCAUCAGCGUCCUCAUGAACCAGGUACAAAGGCAGGAGACGUGGGGCAUCCCCGCGUACGGCGUGGUCAUAGGCUUGUGGCUCAUGAUCUCGUCACUACCGCUGCGUCGCCUGGUGCUGAACCACCCGCAUGGCACAUACCAUUUCUCCAUCCAAGGCCGCACCGUGUAUCAGGGCCCCAUGCACCUGGUCUACUUGCGCUUGGCCUUCAACUCCGACGCCCGUGGAAGGUGCUUCUUCCAGCUGGUCCUCUGUGGCUACAAGCUGGAGCCGCUGGUGCUGCUGCAGUUAUCCGAGCACUAUGAGCAAGUGGAGUACCUAGGCCGAUUCAUCGCCAGGAAGCUCAACAUCAACUACUUUGACUGCUUGGCUGUUUCCUACCGGCAUGUGGUCCGACACUGGCCACUGCGUACCAACACUGACUCCACCAGCAUAGCGCAGACCAGGAGCCAAACCUACAGCAAGAUGAGUUUGAACUUGUGAGGCUGCUGUCCACACCCCAUUGCCCCCCCACCGAGGGACUACAGCCUCCUUUCUUUGCCAUUUCUUACCCUUCCCCACCUACUAGUCUGACUUGCAGUAAAGCUUCCUCUCACCUGGA